AUGGCGCGGACCUGUACCGCUGAUUACCUGGGGACGCGGAUAGGCCGCGGUGGACAUCGAUGGGGACCCCCUGCGGGUACCAGCGCGCUGUGUACGGCUCUGGCGUUCGUCUUCUGCAGUUGCCUCACCUUGCCCAGCAUCAUUGGUGCCAAAGACGAAGGAGACAGACCUUUCUACACUCUUUCUGGAGGACAGCGCCUGUCACCCGGUCUGAACCAUCAUUGCACCUGGCGACACCGUGUUGCAACCUUAAAUAUGGCUGCACUCCAUCAAGAAGUAUCUGCAGGCCAUAAUCGCCUUCGGCGAGCUGCCAUUUUACAGAAGAAUCACAGACCUGACUCUUAUCAUUCCAUAUGGAAUGAUAAUACCUAUGUGAAGGAUAUUUCUCGAUUUGCGGAAUUGCUUAAUUAUUCUGAUUGUUGGGUUUGUUUGCAUAUUCCCCCGCAGUCAAGUCACUCGGGUAUAUUAUUGCAUGGUAUUCCAAUCAAUGAUUCUUAUAAAAUUAGUAAUAAUAUGAAAGAUAAUCAUACUAGUUCGCCCCCCGUUAUAUUAUCCUUAUUAGAAACUGCUCCACGAUGUUUUCGUUUUAAUCAUAAUAGUAGUAGAUUUUUAGGUCAUUAUCCUUAUUGUAAUUGGACUUAUGAAUAUGUUAAUGGUAGCUCUUGUUUUCUCAAUGUCACUACCCAAAGCGGCAGGCCCAAGGUAACGAUUAAUAAUGUUACCAGAUACAUGACAUAUUACCAACAGGCUACAUGCCGUGAUUUUCAUUCAUGGUUUGAUUGGAUGAAGAAGAGUUGGAGAGCCACAUGCGUGUUACAACAAAAUCUGUGGCUUUUGUGUGGUAAGAAAGCAUACAAAGAGAUUUCCUCUGCUUUUCCGGGGACUUGCACUCUGGGGGUAGUGAUACCACUGGUGUAUAAGUUAGAUGCCCUUCCACGCACCCGCUUGCGCAAUAAACGUGAGGUCAAUGUCCCUAUAACACAAUAUACUGGUACACAGAUAGCUCGCAGCAUUUUUCCUUUGGUAGGAGUAGCAAUGAAUUAUAGAGAUUUGCAUCGCUUAGCAAAUUGGGCAGAGGCUUUGUUUAAUGCAACAAUUAAAGGCAUGAAAUUGAUCACUACAGAAUUACAGGAGGUUCGUGAAGUCACGCUCCAAAAUACAUACCUAUGUAUGUGCAAGAUAAUGGUCCUAACAUAACUCAUACCAUACAGGAAAUGGAAAAAAUAGUGGCUGAAAGGCCCCUGCAACCUGCCGUGGGUUUUGAUCCCUGGGAAUGGCUGAUGUCUUGGUUGCCUAACGGUAACUGGAUAAGGAAGAUACUCUUGGCGGUUCUGGGAAUGGCCUGUGGAUUGGUUUUGUUAUGUUGCUGCAUUCAAUGUUUACCCUCCCUCAUUGGUCAAUGUUUGACCUGGUUUCAGGCUGUACGCCCCUCCACUGGUAUCACACGUGGAGCCUUCAUUGCGAGGUAUCAGCGACUCCCAAACGAGGUUUAUGAUGACUUAGACGCUUACAUGGGGGGCUAUAGGGCUUAUACCACACUCUCUCCUCCCCCCCCCCGGUGGCACCUGAUCUGCUGCGGAGAGUGCAUGGCAGGUGACCGAACUCCGAUGCCACAACCUGGAAGUCCCAGAGCGGUGCAUCAGUUAGAAUGGGAUGCUUACGAAACCUCCGCAGAUUCUCAAAGGGGAGAAACCAUUUAGAUGUCUGGAGUGUUUGACAUCUUUCUCUCAGAGUUCCCUCUUUCCUUCACAUCAAUAAACGCAGAUAAUCGGAAAUCAGUAUCAAAUGCAUGGAGUGUAUGUGAAGUUCUGGUAUUCGUAUAUAAAGUUGUAUAGACAGGUCUUGAAAGAAAUGAAGGUAAUGUCUCACAAGUAUAAUAGAAGAUAUAAUAUAAUGUUAGAUAGGGAGGGGGAGAAUCUGGAGUGUUGGGGUGAGUGAUGACGGGCUGAGAGUCAGCUGAUUUUCGGUCGUUGGUGGAGAGAGUUGGAAAUGUUGGUGUUAGGAGUUGGGGAGGCAGUUUGGGAGCAGGGUUGGUGGGAUUAGUACCGUGUUUUCCCGGAAAUAAGACACGGUCUUAUAUUUAUUGUUCCUCAAGAGGACACACUAUGGCUUAUUUUCAGGGGUGUCUUAUUCCAGCGGGAAGGGCUCCGCGUGGUGCGGCAUGGCUGAGGGCAGUGAGUUGUUGCUGGGAGGCGCCGGGUCCAUGUCUUAUUUUCGGGAUAUGGCUUACAUUGCGGAAAAGCUUAGAAAUCCUGCUAGGCUUAUUUUAUGGGUCUGUCUUAUUUUCAGGGAAACGGUAUUAUAGGAACAGCAUGUUAACUCCCAUUGAUUUAAUUGCAAUAAAGGAACGAUAAAGACACAAAAAGCAUCUUGUUAAUACCCAAACCUUCAUGUAUUGUUUAUAUUUUGUUAUAGUUUUUAUUAGAUUUUUAUUAAUAGUAAGCCAAUAUAAGCCACAUUAAUUCAAUUGUUUUAUUGAUUGUAGUUUCGAAUUUAUUGUAAUUGCUAAGAGUGGGUUUCUGUUUAAUUUUUAUAUGCUGAUAUUAUUAUUCUAUACUAUUCUAAUGAUUGUUGACUGUUACUUUAUUUGAUGUAGAUUGCUUAUUUUAAAGCUAUGUUUUAUUAUCACAUUUUUGUAUUGUAUCGGAUUGUUAUAAGGUGAUACAUUCUUUGUUUCUUCAGCUUGUAAACCACCUUGAGUAUUGUAAGAUAGAAAGACGCUAUACAAAUUAAAAGUGAUGCUACUAAAUCAUAAUACA
Molecule: messenger RNA, 2759 nt
Organism: Zootoca vivipara (common lizard)
Lineage: Eukaryota; Metazoa; Chordata; Lepidosauria; Squamata; Lacertidae
Source: RefSeq, a predicted model, not a curated record